AUGAGACGGUUGUUUUUGUUGACGGCCAGUGACGCGCCAGGAACGGACGGCGACGAGGAGGAGGAGGAGGAGAACACAAUCUCUCUUGAGGCAAACGAAAAACAACUGCAAAACUCGUUCCCCUCGCUCCUUUCCUUCGUUCAUCGACGCCGCUUCUGCUGCUUUUUAGACCUCCAUCUCCUUCUAACCGGAAAAAUGGCAAUACUUGUUGUUUUUCCCAAUCGUGAGGAGGAGUGGCGCCACCAAAACUUGUCGUCUCCCCUUUUUUCUUGCUUUUGCCCAAUUUCGAGGCUACGGUACUAGCUUGAGUUGCUUCCUGGAAGUUGUCGGAAGGCGAAAGAGUAUUUCGGUUGGUCUGUCUGAUCCUUCUGGAGAAGAUCUAAGAGUUCUUCCAGACGAUCUGGAGUCUUUCUGA
This is a messenger RNA of Caenorhabditis auriculariae, 415 nucleotides long. The record is from the annotation of a GenBank genome assembly. Lineage: Eukaryota; Metazoa; Nematoda; Chromadorea; Rhabditida; Rhabditidae.